Messenger RNA from Lindgomyces ingoldianus, 1638 nucleotides. Its product is annotated as class II aaRS and biotin synthetase. The record is from RefSeq and is a predicted model, not a curated record. The coding region runs from base 481 to 1590 and encodes 369 amino acids. Gene Ontology annotation, biological process: mitochondrial seryl-tRNA aminoacylation. NCBI's taxonomy places the organism in Eukaryota, Fungi, Ascomycota, Dothideomycetes, Pleosporales, Lindgomycetaceae. Gene Ontology annotation, cellular component: mitochondrion. Gene Ontology annotation, molecular function: serine-tRNA ligase activity; tRNA binding; ATP binding. The transcript has a single exon.
CAUUAUUCUCACAAUGCAAACAUGAAGAUUCUGAAGGGUUCUUUUCUGAACUGCUCAGCCUGCCGAACCAGGUGGCUCCGCAUCAAUUCUGAAGCUCUCCAUAGACGACACUCCGCGAGACGUAGCUAUGCGCGACCCGCCUUUGCGCCGAAACCCGCUAUUGACUUAAAGCACAUCCGACAAAAUCCAGGUUUGUACUCGCAAAACUGCAUAGACCGCAACUAUGCCGCCCACAGUCAGACGCCCUGGAAAAUAAUUGAGCUCCAUGAGCAAUGGCUCGCUCUGCAGCACAGCGCUCGCAGUCUCCGUGAACGGAACAAUGAGCUACGAAGAAAGUUGGCCCAUGCAGCAUCGCGGAGUGGGGAUGCAGAAGGAGAUAUCCAUCAAACGCAAGGCAAAGAGACCGUAAUCAAUGAAGCGAAAACUUUGAAGGCUGAGUUGAAUGUUGUCGAAGAGCGAGAGGCUUCGCUGCAAGAGGAGAUGGAGAGCCUCGCCCAGGAUUUGCCCAAUUUGAGCAGCACCCACACCCCUGUUGGUUACACGCCUGAAGUGGUUGAGUAUAUAAACGACCACCCCGAGCCCGAGCCUUCAAAAUCUGACCGCGUCUGGAGGUCUCAUGUCCACAUAGGUUCCGAACUCGGGUUGAUUGAUUUUGGAGGUGCAGCACAAACUUCCGGAUGGGGUUGGUACUUUCUCCUGAACGACGGUGCAAUGCUCGAACAGGCGCUGGUGCAAUACGCGCUUAGCGUCGCAAAAAAAAGGGGGUGGAGAGUGGUAGCACCGCCGUCGAUCGUCUAUUCACAUAUUGCGGCCGCUUGCGGAUUCCAGCCAAGAGACCAGAAUGGAGAGCAGCAAGUUUAUACUAUCGAGCAGGCAGACAAGGAUAGAGCCAAGCCGUCUCUAGCAUUAGCAGGAACAGCGGAGAUUCCCCUUGCGGGAAUGAAAGCAAACCAGACAUUCGAGGACGUGGAACUGCCACUGAAGACUGUCGGAGUAAGCAGGUGCUAUCGGGCAGAAGCUGGAGCUCGAGGGGUCGACACAAAGGGUUUAUAUCGCGUUCACGAAUUCACCAAGGUCGAAAUGUUCGCCUGGACCCUCCCAGACAAUGUCGAGGAGGAGUAUUUUGUCACUCCUGCCGAAUCUACUUCGGAGUCUAUUUUCGAUGAGAUGCUGUCCAUACAGAAAGAGAUCUUACAAAACCUGGGACUACAUUGCCGUGUUUUGGAGAUGCCUACCACAGAUCUGGGGGCGAGCGCCACAAGAAAACGAGACAUUGAAGCUUUCUUCCCGUCGCGGAGGGAAAAGGACGAUGGGUGGGGUGAAGUCACAUCAACCUCAAUGUGCACGGAUUACCAGAGUCGACGACUCCAUACUCGGGUGCGCCUCGACAAGGCUAAUCGAAAGCUCGACUUCCCUUAUACGCUGAACGGUACUGCCCUUGCCGUACCAAGAGUGCUAGCCGGUAUUUUGGAAAAUCACUGGAACGAACAUGACUAUACAGUGACGAUCCCGGAGGUGUUGCGGCCGUGGAUGGGCGGGGCGGACAAAAUCCAGGGUGACCAUCACAAGCACGGGACGGGGAGUUACUAAAAGCUGAAGUAACAUUUGCGAUAUUCGGAAACUUUGGAUAUAUGCUUA